CAUUUGACUUAGGGCUUUAAGAAGUCUUUCCUGAUCAGGAGAGAAGACAAGAAUCCUCCAGUACAUUUGGUCAGCUGAGAGACUGGUAUCCAAACAGGGAAGAUCUUCUCUGACAAUUGUCAACAUUGUCCUAACCUCUGCCCUGUGCUUUGCUCUCCCGGGAGGUGGAAAAAAGCCAAGACUCCCAUAGAGAAUCCACCAAACCUGUCCUUUCAACCUUCUCUUUGUACCUACACCUUUAAGGUCUGCGUUUCAUUAAGUGGUUCAUAAUUCAAAGGUCACGUGUCACCCAGGCAUUCAGAGAACUAAGAAUUUUCUGCAUCCAUAUCCUUUAAUGUCCUUUAAACGUCUUGUGCCUUCAUGGCCUCCCAGCAGAUGUGGUCUCUGACCUUGGAGCCCAGUUUACAUCUUUGAGUGUAUUUUUUCUCUCUCUCUGGGUUCCAACCUGCAGAUAUUACGAAAGCAGUUAUGUAAGUUAUAAAUCAUGUUCAGGACCCACCAAAUAUGACGGUUAUGAAAGAGGAACACACAGACAAUGCAAGUUUUACACAAGGCACUUAUUAUCUGUCAAGCCAAAGUGUAUAUCACACUUUAAUGGACAGUGACUCUAAAAAAGUUCAUUAAAAAUGGCAUGUCAUUUAAUUCGCUUCCAAGCCUUUAAAUGCUGGCGGUGUGUCAGUUGUCUCUGUUCACAGUGAAGUCGUGGCCUUUAGCUUCUUCACAUUCCUCAUAGCUGCUGCAACAGGAGCAGCUCAUUAAAGAGUGGUGUGGCUGGUUUAGGUGAGGAGGCGUUGUCGCUGUAGGAGGAGCCGCUCAGUGCGUCUGGUUCACACUACACAGAGUCAGGCAUCUGGUUCCCUGUGCACCGCAUUGGUCUUCUGCGCUCCUCAGACUAUUUGGUAGUUUCUUCAUCACAGUGCUAUGCAAGUCUUGGACCGUCUGAUGGUUGAUGGCACAACAAGAAGACAUUUUUUUGAAAACACAGUCCUGUUUUACUUGAGGCUUGGACCUUUGGUAGCAGCAGCUAGCAGAUUCUUGAGCCAUGCAGCAGAUAGUGAUACUGCGGAACAAGGGGGUUUUAAUGAGGCCUCCAAUUAGUGGCUACUAAUCUGUCUGAUUUUUGUCCCGGUCGAUGGGAGGGACUUCCAGCUGCCAUCAGGAUUCUUCACUUAUUCUUUCAAGGCUUUGGUGAUUCUGUGGAGCAGCUGAGUUAGUAAUCAUGGUUGGGACAGGGAGUACUGAUCUGGCUCCAUCUGCUGCUGUCAAGAUCUUCUCAGCUGGAACAGCUGGGUGUGUAGCUGAUCUGGUCACUUUCCCCUUGGACACAGCCAAAGUCCGGCUGCAGAUUCAAGGUGAAUCUCAGCCUCUGGUGGCAGGACACAGAUACAGAGGCGUGUUUGGCACCAUCUUCACCAUGGUGAAAACUGAGGGGCCUCGGAGUCUCUACAGUGGACUGGUGGCCGGACUGCAGAGACAGAUGUGUUUUGCCUCCGUUCGCAUUGGCCUUUAUGACACCAUCAAAGAGCUCUACAGCGGGGGGUCUAAAGAUGUAGGAAUCGGGACUCGACUGUUGGCUGGCUGCACCACAGGGGCCAUGGCCGUAUCCUUUGCUCAGCCCACCGAUGUGGUCAAGGUGAGGUUUCAGGCCCAGGUCCGCAGCUCCGGAAGUGGUUCUGGAACCAGAUACGCCGGCACUAUUGAUGCCUACAAGAGCAUCGCCAGGGACGAGGGCAUCAGAGGGCUGUGGAAAGGUUGUUUACCGAAUAUAACUCGUAACGCCAUUGUCAACUGCUCUGAGCUGGUGACGUAUGACAUCAUCAAAGAACUAAUCCUGAAGCAUGACAUAAUGACAGACAACAUGCCGUGUCACUUCACGGCAGCCUUUGCAGCCGGUUUCUGCACGACCAUCGUAGCUUCUCCAGUGGACGUGGUGAAGACCCGCUACAUGAAUUCAACGCCUGGACAGUACAAAGGAGCCAUCAACUGUGCCUUCACCAUGCUCAUCAAAGAAGGGCCCACAGCAUUCUAUAAGGGCUUUGUGCCCUCCUACCUACGCCUGGGAUCCUGGAACAUUGUGAUGUUUGUAAGCUACGAGCAGAUAAAGAGAGCAGUGGUGAGAGUUCAGCAGAUCUGCUCCUAGUCCUGGUCUCUGACAGCAGACAUGUUACUGGAGUGAUAGGAUCUGCCAGCUGCUAGUCUGGACCUGUUCUAAUUCCUCGAAAGUCAGGUCAUACUGUAAAGAUAGACAGAUGGAAAUGUUCACUGACUAACUCGUAAGAUGUUAGGGUUGUUUUUUUAGUUUGUUUCUUUUUUGUCAGCCUGGAGGCUAAAAACAUCUGACUUUAGCUUUAACCUGUAGAGUCAGUUGUCAGUGUUUACAGCUUGAACAUGGUCCGUGUUUUGGACCAAAGGCAGCCAUUUAUAAGUGACAUCAUCUCAGAAAUAAUUUGGAUAAUAUUUUCCUGUAAAAUUUAAGGCCUAAAAAAAUUAAAUUGAAACUAAGUUGUUGGUGAUACUUAGUCACUGCAUACAUUUAAUUAAGUUCAAUAAUUAGCCACCUAAAGAAGAUUAAGUGCUUAAGACCGAUGUGUUUUACCACUACAUUUCUUAUGUGUUUUUUAACACGUAUUAUUUUGCACAGAUUUAUUUCAUCGAGAUUAGACCUUCAUAUUUUGUGACACUUUCCUACAAUUUACCUCAAACCUCAACCUCAAAUCUCUGCUGUAAUUCUUUCUACAAAAAAGCAGCUAGGUACUAAUUGUUUGCAGAUGAAUUCUAUGUGAUUUCUAAAUUAAACCAACAGAACAUUUCUAAAAUAUAUUUUGAAUAAAAGGAAGAAAUAAAUAAAAUGUCCCAAACCUCAAUAAAACAAGUUUAUAUGAUAAGUAGCAACUAGCAUAAAUAUAUAUACUUAAUAAUGUUAAAUACGACCGUGUAAAUGUCACAAGUGAAAAAAAAUACAAACUACUAUUUGCAUAUCAUUGUCUAUGAUUUCAUGGCGCUAAAGAUUUCAUGAAAAAAUUAAAAAGCGGAAUGGAUGAUGCUGUGAAAGGCACAAAAUCCCGGGAGAAACUGUUAAGGGAUUUUAAGGGUAUUUCUUUUUUGGGUUGGUUGGUUGUUUUUUUUUUCUCUUUACACUCCAUGAUUUAUACGAUUAUUGUUCAGUCUUAUGAAGACACAAAAUAAAAAAUUACACCAUU
This is a messenger RNA of Cynoglossus semilaevis (tongue sole), 3200 nucleotides long. Its product is annotated as mitochondrial uncoupling protein 2. The record is from RefSeq and is a predicted model, not a curated record. NCBI's taxonomy places the organism in Eukaryota, Metazoa, Chordata, Actinopteri, Pleuronectiformes, Cynoglossidae. Gene Ontology annotation, biological process: transmembrane transport. Bases 1220 to 2140 code for a protein of 306 amino acids. The transcript has 6 exons.